Dicrocoelium dendriticum is the source of this 457-nucleotide messenger RNA. The record is from the annotation of a GenBank genome assembly. NCBI's taxonomy places the organism in Eukaryota, Metazoa, Platyhelminthes, Trematoda, Plagiorchiida, Dicrocoeliidae.
UGAUGACGUCCAGGAGGAUUCACACAUGCGUGGAUGCAAUGAAGUAGCCGUUCAAACGGAGGGUAUGAAAUGCUGUAAGUCUUCCGGUUUUGCGCUUUAGAUACACGCCCUGGCAGGCAGGUGUCAUGAAUCUGACAAAAGGGUCAUGCACACUUUGCACGCUGUGGUCGAUUCACUUAGACGCGUGGAGGAGACCCUUCACGUAUUGAAGGAGAGCCACGCGGCCAUGAGCCAGGCCAUGUGGACUGCCAAACCAAUGCAACCGAAUGAGUUAUCUCUACCUACCUCAUCCAUUGAGGAAUUCAUGGACUUGGAGGGUAAAUUGGUGGACCCAGACCUCCGUCGAGAACUGACUACCCGCAUGAACUGUACACCCGCCGGCACGGUAUCGGAGGCUAUUCGAUACAUGUUGGACAGGGUUAUGAACAGAGACGUCUUGAGGCAGCUGAACUUCGCG